GAAAGCUCUCGGUGAUAGGAACUUACCUUGAUAUCGUAUUCAUAGUUGCUAAACGCUCAUAAAGGAAUGCUUGGUAAGAUGUAUCAGAGGGGCUGUUGCGCAAAUCAACUAACCUCCAUACAAGAGUUGAUCCAGGUCAAUUCCAGUGUUUGAACCACACUUUGCCCAAUGACAGGCUCGAAUCUCUCUGUACCAUGACCUCCUAUAUCCUACAGCCUCACUAAACCAUAUCAGGCAAUCCGACAUCUUAUCACCCCAUACCCAGCUCCCAAGACCGCCAAGCUUUCCCAAUCGCAUCCUUUACAAUUCAAUUGCUUGUCCUCUUCACGUGUCUCAGCGACUUAGAAUCUAGAACCGACCCGCAUCUCCAGUUCGCCCCCGAGCUAUCUCUGUUUAAGGGUUGAUCCCGCAAGGAUAAUGCUCCAAUCAUCCCCGCAGACCUCGGCCUACUCCGUAUGGGGUGAAGGCACAAAAAAAAGUUACACAAGGGAUGAGGCAGGGAAAUAAAAAACCUCGGCUGCGGUAUUUUCGUCCUGAUUUAUUCCCUUUUUUACGAAAAACCUGUCAUUUCUCAUUUUGGUUGAGCACGCGACAUCAGCUUUCCAAGAUGGCUGCUAUUCCCGAUCCCGAAAAGGAGUCUAAAUCCGAAACGCCAAACAUUGCCAAUGAGGAUCAGCUUGGAGUUCAGAAUGUGUAUGGCGAUGAAACGCAUAGAAGGCUGAAGGGCCGGCAUAUCCAACUUAUUGGAAUUGGAGGAACCAUCGGCACUGUUCUCUUCGUAUGUCUUACAGUUCUCUUCGAAGCUACGACUGAGCCUCCGACCUAACAAUUCAACCAAUGGCUAACAUCAUUCCCAGGUCCAAAUCGGCAAAGGUCUAAUGCAAGGCGGUCCAGGAAGUCUUUUCAUCGCCUUCUCCUUCUGGUGUCUAAUCGUCCUCACCAUCACAAUGUGCAUCGCCGAAAUGGUCUCUUACACGCCAAUCUCAUCUCCGUUCGUCCGUUUUGCGGGUAUCUACGUCGACGAAGCUCUCGGAUUCGCCUCAGGCUGGAAUUUCUUCAUCUUCGAAGCUGCGCUGGUGCCCUUCGAAGUCACGGCUUGUCAUUUUAUUCUUCAAUUCUGGACCGAUGCGAUUCCCGUUGGCGCGACUAUUGCAGUGAUUAUUGUGCUGUAUGCGCUUAUCAAUCUCAUGGCGAUUCAGUAUUUUGGCGAGACGGAGUUUUGGGCUGCCAUCGGAAAAGUCAUUUUGAUUGUUGGACUGAUCUUCUUUACGUUUAUCGUCAUGGUUGGUGGAAAUCCGCAGAAAGACGCGUUCGGGUUUACGUACUGGAAGAGUCCUGGAGCGUUUGCCGAGCUCUACUACGAUGGUGCCUUGGGUAAAUUCGUGGGCUUUCUGGCUUGUCUCAUUCAAGCAGCCUUCUCCAUCGCUGGUCCUGAUUAUGUCGCCAUGGCAGCUGGAGAAGCCGAAAACCCUCGCAAGAUUCUGCCCCGGGCUUUCAAGACGGUGUUUUACCGGCUGACUUUCUUCUUCGUGCUCGGAUCGCUCUGCGUGGGCAUUCUAGUGCCUUACGAUGACCCAAACAUGAUUGCUGCUUUCAGGGAUGGCAAGUCCGGAGCCGCUGCUUCACCAUACGUUAUCGCCAUGGAUCGUCUUGGGAUCCGGGUUCUGCCGCAUAUCGUCAACGCCAUGAUUCUGGUAUCGGCGUUUUCCGCCGGCAACUCCUACGUAUUCUGUGCGACGAGAUCUUUGUAUGGUCUUGCACUUGAAGGGAAAGCACCGAGGUUCUUGAAAAUCUGCACAAGAACAGGUGUGCCCAUUUACUGCGUCCUUGUUGUUCUGCUCAUCGCUCUGCUAUCGUUCCUUCAACUAUCGAAUAGCUCAGCUGUUGUUCUGAGUUGGUUUGUGUCUUUGGUCACAGCCUCUCAGCUGAUCAACUUCUCCGUCAUCUGUCUCACAUACCUUUGCUUUUAUCGUGCAACAAAGGUGCAGGGUUUCGACCGCUCGACGUUACCUUAUCGCGCGUGGUUUAUGCCAUAUGCUGCUUACGUCGGACUAGUUGCGACUUUUAUCAUGGUAUUUGUUGGAGGAUAUACUGUGUUCCUGCCAGGAAUGUGGGAUGUUCCUAGCUUCUUGUUCUCAUACACAUCAGUUGGACUGUUCCCAGUGUUUUAUGUCGGAUGGAAAAUUGCUCACAAAACAAAGAUUAUCAAGCCAAGCGAGAUCGAUCUACGACAUAACUUGGCUCCGAUUGAAGAGUACGAGAGAAACUAUGUGUCUAAACCGCCAGCAAAUUGGUUCGAGAAGGUUUUGCACCUUUUAUUCGGUUGAGAGCAUGAUGCAGCAUGAGAAUUUGCAAGUCUCAAGAGCAGGAAGCAGGCAAACUGGAGAGAAAAUAACAAUAUGGUUUGGCGACAUGACUGAGCAUUUCUGUAUAUCUACUGGCGAAAAUACUAGACGGCAUCUGGGGCGGUUAGAUAAAAAGGGCAACUAGCAUACGACGAUACCCAGGUUCAAUCGCAAAGCUAUCAUUUCUUUCAAGCACGCAUUUGAAAACAG
Molecule: messenger RNA, 2555 nt
Organism: Fusarium odoratissimum NRRL 54006
Lineage: Eukaryota; Fungi; Ascomycota; Sordariomycetes; Hypocreales; Nectriaceae
Exons: 3
Coding region: 879-2327 (482 amino acids)
Biological process (GO): amino acid transmembrane transport
Cellular component (GO): membrane
Molecular function (GO): amino acid transmembrane transporter activity
Source: RefSeq, a predicted model, not a curated record